CCCAUCCCCAAACGAUGGUGCUCCUUCAUCUAGCAUCGACGCUCCGCGCCCCUCUGGCGUCGCCACGCCCGGGCCUCGUCAUCAUGGGCCGCGCUGACGAGCUUCGUAACAUCGACAUCGAGGCUGAGGUGGCCGGCGUCGCGUGCGUGCCGCUCGAGGAGAAGAUCGCCGAGGAGGCGAGCGAGAUCUUCCGCAGUGAGGCAAUGAAGAAGCUCGAGACGGGAACUUGGUACCAGUGCUCCGGACCCGCCGACGACAUGGAGCUCACCUGCUUCCUGGCGCCAAGCUGGAUGGGUCUUGCCGACGGCGCUUGGGUGUGCAGCGAUGUGCUCAAGGUGAGGACUGGCGACGCGCCCUUGGAGCAGGCGGGAGAGGAUAGCUACUAGUGGCGGUGUAGCGUCGCCUUGCCACCGACGGCGAAUCAUGAUUCGCCGGCAUCUUGGAUCAGUCGGCUUGCACCGCGUCCAGUCCACCGGUUUGUGGGCCAGGGGCAGCUACGCCAACUCGUUUUUGUGCCGGCGUUUUAGCUCUCUCUGCCGCCGUUGCCACACGCGCGCCCACUCACCGCUCUGCGCUGUCGUCUCAGUGAUUUCCAUGUAGAGUGUGGUGUGUGUCUCUGCUCACGGCGGUCAUGCGGCACGCGUCGCGCUCGUCUGCGAGGGUUGUCUCCCCUCCGAGAGCUGGAGCUCCCUGACCUCCGAGCUCCGUCCAAGCGUCCUUCGAUUUUUUACGGUCUUUUCCGCUUG
Messenger RNA from Emiliania huxleyi CCMP1516, 746 nucleotides. RefSeq lists its product as hypothetical. The coding region runs from base 15 to 386 and encodes 123 amino acids. Lineage: Eukaryota; Haptophyta; Isochrysidales; Noelaerhabdaceae. The transcript has a single exon. The record is from RefSeq and is a predicted model, not a curated record.